UCAAGAUUACGGUGGCCCAAUGUAAGACUUACAUGCUGCGAAUCAUCAAUGCUGCACUCAAUAAUGAACUCUUCUUCAAAAUCGCUGGCCACAAUCUGACGGUCGUGGCCAUUGAUGCAACCUACACUGAGCCAUACAUCACCGACGUUGUUGUCGUGGCCCCUGGCCGGACCACCGAUGUCCUGCUCUUAGCAAAUGGCCCACCUGGGUCCUACUACAUAGCGGCCAGCCCUUAUGCGAGCGCUCCCAUACAGUUCGAUAACACGACUACCACCGCCAUCCUCCACUACAACAGCUCCACGUCAGUAGCAGCGCCUCUGAUGCUGGUCCUACCUGCAUUCAACGACACUCCAACGGCACACCGGUUCUACAGCAGCCUCACCGCCUUGCGUAGUUGGAGCCCCAAAGUGCCUCUCGACGUGGACGAGCACAUGAAAUCCGCGUCCGCUCGCAGCGAGCAUGAACAACGCGUCUUUUCGGCUGCCCAACACGCUAUCGAUGCUGCAGGCGCACUUUAG
Magnolia sinica is the source of this 518-nucleotide messenger RNA. RefSeq names its product laccase-7-like. The coding region runs from base 33 to 518 and encodes 161 amino acids. NCBI's taxonomy places the organism in Eukaryota, Viridiplantae, Streptophyta, Magnoliopsida, Magnoliales, Magnoliaceae. Gene Ontology annotation, molecular function: oxidoreductase activity. The record is from RefSeq and is a predicted model, not a curated record. The transcript has 2 exons.